Pogona vitticeps (central bearded dragon) is the source of this 414-nucleotide messenger RNA. The record is from RefSeq and is a predicted model, not a curated record. NCBI's taxonomy places the organism in Eukaryota, Metazoa, Chordata, Lepidosauria, Squamata, Agamidae.
CCCCCGCCCUGGCCCCGCCGAUGACCACCGCCCAGUUCCUGACGCCUCCCUCCCAGCACAGCUACUCCUCCCCGAUGGACCACACGCCCAGCCACCAGCUGCCGGUCUCCGACCACCCCUUCCUCACCCCGUCCCCGGAGUCGCCCGACCAGUGGUCCAGCUCCUCGCCCCAUUCCAACCUCUCCGACUGGUCCGAAGGCAUCUCCAGCCCGCCCACCAGCAUGGCGUCGCAAAUGGGACACAUCCCGGAGGCCUUCAAGUAGAGGAGGCAUCGUCUCCGAAAAACCUUCCGCCAGCGAGUGGGCGGGGGGGGAUCCCGGGCGGUGUCCUCGUGCAGAGAGGCUCCGGCGAAACCCGGGAUGAUUUCCUCGCGCAGAGACGCUCCGGCGAAACUCCAGGAUGAUUUCCUCGCGC